Diabrotica balteata is the source of this 4775-nucleotide messenger RNA. The record is from the annotation of a GenBank genome assembly. Lineage: Eukaryota; Metazoa; Arthropoda; Insecta; Coleoptera; Chrysomelidae.
AUGAGCACCCAACCUAGCCCAGCAAACCAAACAGUUGAAAGAGAGAAGGUUUAUAUGUGGAUUUUGGAACUAACUAAUCCAGAAACCAGAGAAAAUGCUUUAUUGGAACUCAGUAAAAAAAGAGAAGUUGUCCCAGAUUUGGCACCGAUGUUGUGGAACAGUUUUGGAACAACUGCUGCCUUAUUACAAGAAAUUAUAAACAUUUAUCCAGCUAUCAAUCCCCCCACACUUACUGCACAUCAAUCGAAUAGAGUGUGCAAUGCUCUUGCCCUUUUGCAGUGUGUAGCAUCUCAUGCUGAAACUAGAUCACAGUUUCUACUUGCUCAUGUACCAUUGUUUUUGUAUCCUUUCCUACACACUUCAUCAAAAACUAGGUCAUUUGAAUAUCUCCGCUUGACAAGUUUAGGAGUUAUUGGAGCAUUAGUCAAGACUGAUGAACAAGAAGUGAUCACUUUUCUCCUUACCACUGAAAUAAUUCCUCUGUGUUUGAGAAUUAUGGAAUCUGGUUCUGAACUUAGUAAGACUGUUGCUACAUUUAUAUUGCAAAAGAUAUUAUUGGAUGAUAGUGGAUUACAAUAUAUUUGUCAAACAUAUGACAGGUUUAGUCAUGUGGCCAUGAUUUUGGGCAAAAUGGUCAUUGCUUUAGCCAAAGAACCAUCAGCUCGAUUGUUAAAACAUGUUGUAAGAUGUUAUCUUCGGUUGUCUGAUAAUCCAAGGGCUCGUGAAGCUUUACGGCAGUGCCUCCCAGACCAGCUGAGAGACAAUACUUUCAAUGUCUGUCUACAGGAAGACAAAUCUACCACUCAUUGGCUGUCCCAGUUGUUGAAAAACAUCGACUCCCCAGCUACGACUGAUCCAAGACAGGUUGGCAUGUCACCUUUAACCUCCCAGUAAAUACCAUGUGAAAAAACUAGGCUGCAGAUACAAAAAUGUAUUAAUAGUUCUUAGGAAACGGUUUUGGAACCAUAUAUUUAAUUUACUUUUAAAUAUUGUACAUGUUUCAUUACAUUAAUGAAUAUCUAAAUCUUACUGUUUUUACAAAUUUAUAUUUAACUAUUUUAUUCUUAAAAUCAUACACAAUAAUUGGUCGUUUAUGUAUGAAAAAUAGAAAACUAUUCAUAUAAUCAUUGAUUGAGAAUUGUGAGCUAUUUGAGCAAUACAAGCGUACAAUGAGCUAUGCUUGACACUUGCAAAAUGUUACUACUGCACCAAUUCAUGUGAAAAAUCAUCUCUCAAAAAGUUAAUCCUUAGUUCCUCAUGAACAUUACAGUCAAAUAGUUUUCGUUGUUGCAGAACAAGAGAGUCAGGGUUGGUAUCCCCGGAACUCUAGUGUAGUCGAAGCAUUUUCCUAAUUCUUGAGGAACUUUUAAUCAUCGUUAGUUUCUGAAUCGUUCAAAUUAGUCCUUGGUGUGAAUAGUAGGAUUGUUGUGAAUUAUAUACGAGGGCCGUCCAAUAAAAACUUUUUGGAGAGAACAUUUUGAAAAAAUGGCAAUUUAUUUUUCAAAAUACUUUUAGCUCGAUAAACUUACCCCAACCCAGUGAUGCUUCGAUUUCUUUAACCCGUCUGAAAAAUACGUUUUCUCGCAGUCUGCAAAUGAUGGCAUAGCGAUGGGCUCAUUAGACUUAAAUUUCGUGACUUUUCAAGUUUGGAAACAAAAAGAAGUCACACUAGGCCAAAUAUGGAAAGUACGGUGGAUGGAGAAGCAGUUAGUAGCCUAAUUUGAAAGAGCACUUUUUUCUUCGCCUAAUGAGGCCGUUUUUUCAGCAGCUUGUCAUCGAAUCGGGCUAAUAAUUCGGCUUAGUAGAGCCCUGUGAUCGUUUUGCGCUUCUCCUUGUAGUCGAUGUAUAUCAUACCUUUCGAAUCACACAAAACUUAGGCCAUUCCUUUCCGGCAGAUAGGACAGUCUUCUCCUUCUUCGGAGCACGUUCGCCGGCUGAAGUCCACUGUUUCGAUUGUUCCUUAGUCUCUGGUGUUUACCAGUGGAUCCAUAUUUCGUCGGCGGUCACGAAAAGACGCAGAAACUCCUUCAGAUUGCGUCUAAAUAGUCAAACACUGCUCUGAAGUGGUCUCACGGUUACGCUUGUUGUCCUUAGUAAGGAUCAAAAAUUUUAUAAAAGAUAUGAUCCACGCGGCCUUUUGAAAUGCCUACUGUCUCAGCUCUACCAAUACGAGAUUCACCUGGGUGUGGAUCAUCAAAAAUCGACGUGCACCCAUAUUAAACCUCAAACCAAUUUUUUGACGGUCGAAUUCGAAGGAGAACAGUCACGGUACAUAACUUCCAUGCAUUCUUUGAUUUCUCUUUGCGAUUUCCCUUCCAAAAACAAGAAUCGAAUCACCGACCGAUAUUGCGUUUUCCUUGUUUCUAAAAUUCAUACACAAGCCCCAUACGCGGUCAAAACAAAACUACGAGUCCGAUUAGGCUGAAAUUUUGACAGUAGCCGCCUACGAGAAUGUACUACAUGAUAGUAAAUUUCACUUGUGAUAGUGGCGCCAUCUGGCGGUGAGGCUAAGCACUUAUCGGACCAUCCUCAUACUUAUUAUAAUAAAUAAUUUUUGGUGUCAUAAAUUUAUAAUCAACACAAAUAGAAUUAGAUUGUAGUUAUUAACAUUAUUCCUUGAAAAAUUAGAUAUCUCUAUCAAAACGGUAAAAUUGUGGGUAUGUUUAUAUUAUGUGCACCACUUGUUGAAUUCUACUUGUUCUUGGAGGUAUUAUUUUCCCUGUCGAUGGAUAAAGUAUGCAUCGGAAAUUUUUACGUUUAAGAAAUGGAAACCUGUCUUAUACAACCAAAUCUUUCUUGAUUUGUAGGAAUGAGGAAUAUGAAAUCUUUCGAUUAACAGUAGAUAUAUUAUUCGAUGGUAUUCGAUUUAUUUUCACCUGAAUAAAUCUACUAAUACUUCUUGUCACAGUAUAGUAUUUUCAUUAGACAAACUACCUAGGGUUUUAGGCCGGUUUUACAAUAUAACAAAUGGCAUUUUCAGCUGAUUUUAUUUAUUUUUUAAUGCAUGCAGUAAUAAAAUCGAUUUUUUUAUCUAAAAAGUAGCGAUUGGAAGAUCGAUGAUUUUCUUUCUUAUUCUCAAUUUAUCAGUUUCACCAACAGAACUUUUAGCAUUAUUGGAGUAUAAACGGAUGAACUUUUGUUAAUUUUUUUGUCAUUUUUUAUCUCUGGCACGAACAUUUUAAUAUACCUUAUUUUGGAAUUUUCAAACAAUGUUUAUGUAUAGAUCCUCAUUUUCCAAUCCUAUAUGUUUUUUUUUUCUGGAAGCCAUCUGCUGCCAGGGCUGUACAUUAAGGCAAGUGGUUUAAUGUACAUAAACAAAUUGUACAUUAAAUGACUACCUCAUAAAUCGAAAAAUACAAUUUUUAAUGGUAUUAGUCCCAUGGAGUAUUUGGUGACAUAGUUUUAACGUAUGAAGUUCUUUCAAAAUCAUUUAAAUAUGUGAAUGAGUUCUUUUCUGAAGACGCCAUAUCUGAAAUAAUUGAUUAUUUGUGACCUCACAAUUGGCAACUUAUUCCAAUAUAGUAGACACUAAGCAAUCCCUUAGGCUUGUGCUAGGGAAGUUUUCCUGUGGUUCCAAUUCUAUUUCGUCGAACAAUUAGGGCAAUCCUCCACAUCGGUAAACAUUUCCUCAUCAGCCAUUAACUUACGCAUACCAUAUAUAGGACUGGUUUCCACGAUUAUUGUUUCCUAUAUGUGUCUGGAUCAGAUACAUUGUGAACACUAUUUUUGGUGGUAAACAUGAUGGAAAAUCAUAUUGAAACACUAAAAUAUUUCAAUCACUACAUACUUGUAAAAAUACAAUAAUGAUAAGCUUAGUUCUGAUUAAUAAUAAUCUCCUAAUAAUUUAUAUUUCUUGUCAUUAUUUACUAUCUUACAUGACAAAAUAUUUUCAUAAAUUAAACCUGGUAUUAGUAGGCGCUCACAACGAGGCUCCGACGAUCAUAGGAUCGUAUCAAUCGCCAGGUAAAAUAAAUGCAUUAUUUUAAGCUUUGUUUGCCAUCAUGAAGAUGACCUGUUUUAAAGACUUAGGUUUCAAUCUAAACCAGUCGAUCUGUUUUUAGCGCCAAGAUAAAGAAUGUUUUUGUGCAGCUAAUAAUUAAAAAUAUGUAAUAUAAUGUAACUUAUAGAACGGGUUUCAGUUAUCCUUGUGAAAAAUUCACUAAAAGAUAUAUUUUUUCUGGUUAAAUAUAAUGUGAUCAACAACUAGUUUGAUUUAAUCUAAAUGCUAACAAGAAUGCUUAAAAUAUCGUAAGAUACGAGCGGAUCAAUACCUGUACAAGUGUGUCAUUAUUUCACAUAAUAUGUUGGGUCAAUAUUUAAUUAAUAGAUCUGAAUUAUUUAGAGGAUAUUAUUGAACACUUCUUAUUUUAUUUUUAAAAUAACAUAAUGUUGACUAGUUUUUAUUAAAAAUUUAUGGUAGUUUAUUAAACCUAAUCCUAAAAAUUACUUGUACAUUUUUUAUCGUGAUGGUCUGAUAAUAAAUUGGCAAAAGCUAAGCAGAAAGCUUGACAAAUACUUACUAAGAUAUUGUAACCUAUUUAGGACUACAGACUUUUUAGUGUUAGUUUUAUUCGUUGUUGUACAGUUGUGUUGAGAAAAAUCUUGAAACUGUAGAUAUAGGUAUACGUUUUAUAAGGUGAAUAAAAGAACUGUGAUUAUUUUUUAGAAACAACUAUUUCUCCCACUAUGUGUCGGGAAAACAUGUAAUUUUAUAAUUCAGCUGUGCUGACUUGUAACCUCUAUGUGUUAAUAAAAUAAAAAACACUUUAAACUUU